UCCAACACAAGUUGUCCAGAGACUGGGCGGUAAUAUUGGCCCUACACUGCCCCCCAAUAAAACGCUCGGUGCUGACCCUUGUGUAAACCGCGCCAGGACAUCUCGUGUCUAGUUAACUGUAUUGCACUUGGUCCAUGCACAUAGCUCUAAGUGAGCCGCCAGUUUAUUUUCAUCUCCUGUUACAGGCUCAGAACGAAUACAAGAAACGUCGGUGUUGAUAGUGUUUCUUCUACAGGAAAUCUUGGACGUGAUUGUCUCUUGGCCUUUGGAUUGAUUCUUGCUUUAGAUAACACUAAUGCAUACAAGUCGACAACAAUAAUGCUUGAUGGUAACUCAACAUUCUGGAACUGUACAAGCCCAGCAGGUGCAACAGCCAAUUAUCAGCUGUAUAAUGGCACACUGUGCUGGACUCAGAACAUAACGCUGUCUGAUAUCUGGGACACGAACUUAACACAGGUCGAAUGCUGCGCUGGCUCAAGUUAUUUACAGAGUGAUAAUAGUUUAUUGAAGUUGGCAAUGAACGGGGCCAUCACUCACAUACUUCUGAGUCUUGUCUCCACUGUUGUGGUCACUGUCACAUUUAUCUUGCUGAAAAAAUUCAGAACUGGUCAAACUAGCCGGUUGGUCAUACACAAAAACCUCUUGCUCGCAUUUUUUAUGUAUGCGGUGAUAGUAGCAGUGACUCUACUGGUACCAGUAAUAAUAGUUGUUAUACUGAGGACAAGAGACUCCCAGAAAUGGGUGGCCUGUAUAACAUACAGCUCCAUGAACUUCUCCCUCCUCUCAAUGUUUAACUGGAUGCUGUUGGAAGGCAUUUAUCUGCACAUGGUUGUCAUGAAGCCAUUACGAGAUGAAAACAUCCCAAAAUAUUUCAUCUAUUUGGCUGGUUGGGGUCCCCCUACAGCCUGUAUCAUGUGCUGGUGUAUAGUUCAGACACUGGAAACAGAUGACUGUUAUAGAUGGAAUGAUGAAACACUUUGGAGGAUUAUCUUAGUCAAAGGUCCAGUCAUUCUUAUUAUGUUGGUUAAUCUUCUAAUACUUCUGAACCUCAUCAGAAUCGUAAUUUUAAAGCUUUGCCGUGACAGUAUAUCGGAAUGUCAGCGUUUAUGGCAGACCAUCAAAGCGACUGUGGUACUUACAUUUCUCCUGGGUGUUAUUAACAUUGUUCAAAUGAUUCCGGGCAAUGAUAAAGGGUUAACCUUGCUUAGCAUUGUCCUGUCUAUGACUACAUAUAUUCAGGUUUUAUUUGUCAGCAUCUACAUUCUCUUCAGUUCGGGGGUGAUCAAAGCCAUCAGAAGGCGAUGGGUUCAAUACAAAGACUGCAGAUCAAUAAAUAACUCCAGGGCACGAGUUCCAUUAGCCCAGGUGAUCCCCCAAAAGUCAAGAACUUUAAAAUCAAAUGUUUAAACAGACUACACUGUCACUACACCAUCAUUCCCUCAGUGAAACCAAGCAAUGUUCACUAAACACCUUGGAAUUUCAAUGACUAGAUAGGUACCAAGAGAUGGUAGGAAUGCAGACAAUAUGUUUCAAUGACUAGAUAGGUACCAAGAGAUGGGAGGAAUGCAGACAAUAUGUUUCAAUGACUAGAUAGGUACCAAGAGAUAGGAAGAAUGCAGACAAUAUGUUUCAAUGACUAGAUAGGUACCAAGAGAUGGGAGGAAUGCAGACAACAUGUUUAAAUGACUAGAUAGGUACCAAGAGAUGGUAGGAAUGCAGACAAUAUGUUUCAAUGACUAGAUAGGUACCAAGAGAUGGUAGGAAUGCAGACAAUAUGUUUCAAUGACUAGAUAGGUACCAAGAGAUGGGAGGAAUGCAUACAAUAUGUUUCAAUGACUAGAUAGGUACCAAGAGAUGGUAGGAAUGCAGACAAUAUGUUUCAAUGACUAGAUAGGU
This is a messenger RNA of Biomphalaria glabrata, 1896 nucleotides long. RefSeq names its product corticotropin-releasing factor receptor 1-like. Gene Ontology annotation, molecular function: G protein-coupled peptide receptor activity. The coding region runs from base 319 to 1407 and encodes 362 amino acids. The record is from RefSeq and is a predicted model, not a curated record. Gene Ontology annotation, cellular component: plasma membrane. The transcript is spliced from 13 exons. Gene Ontology annotation, biological process: cell surface receptor signaling pathway; adenylate cyclase-modulating G protein-coupled receptor signaling pathway. NCBI's taxonomy places the organism in Eukaryota, Metazoa, Mollusca, Gastropoda, Planorbidae.